AUGCCAGCCUCAUACCACCUAUACGGCGACCCCAACUCACUUCGCGCUGUUAUCUGCCUAAGGUAUCUGGGCCUCAGCUCAAACCGCGUGUCGUUCACAUCGACGAGCCAGCCAGCUGAGUACGAAGGACCGACGAUGGGUCAUCCCCUCCUUACAGACGAGGUCCAUAAGAUAGAUGUUGCGAUGGCCGAGGACGCUGAUAAGUUCAUUCCAAUCAAGUACCACCUCAACAAGGACAUCUUCCCCAAGGGACACGGCGAAUUCGAGACCAUGUGUGGCAUUGAGAGCUACGACUUCGACCCGAUCGCCAGGGACCUCUUGAAGGAAGCCCGCGCCAAGGCCGACGGCAAGGGACAUGACUCGAAGCGGUACGCCGAGCUGCAGAACAGCAUGAAGAAAGUCCUCACUUUCUACGACAGUGUUCUGGCCAACAAGAAGUAUCUCGUCAAGGACGAUAUCAUGUUGGUUGAUCUGUUCCAUCUCCCCGUUAUUCGGGCCCUGAAGAAGGAUCUCCCCAACGUCGCCAAGUGGUGGAAGAGUCUCGACGACAUUUCCCUUAGUACCGAAAUCACAUAUGAGUUGUAA
Molecule: messenger RNA, 585 nt
Organism: Trichosporon asahii var. asahii CBS 2479
Lineage: Eukaryota; Fungi; Basidiomycota; Tremellomycetes; Trichosporonales; Trichosporonaceae
Exons: 5
Coding region: 1-585 (194 amino acids)
Source: RefSeq, a predicted model, not a curated record